Molecule: messenger RNA, 8014 nt
Organism: Sycon ciliatum
Lineage: Eukaryota; Metazoa; Porifera; Calcarea; Leucosolenida; Sycettidae
Exons: 29
Coding region: 374-7420 (2348 amino acids)
Biological process (GO): heterochromatin organization; negative regulation of gene expression
Cellular component (GO): nucleus
Molecular function (GO): zinc ion binding; histone H3K9 methyltransferase activity; protein binding
Source: RefSeq, a predicted model, not a curated record
ACACAAGCUCCCGUAUCCAUUGAAAAUAAUAAUUGAAUUUUUGAUUUUUGUUGCAUAUCAUUUCAGUUACUACAGUGAAUAUUGGGUGGCAUGUUGUUCGAUUUCAGUUGCAGGUGAAUGAAGCCGCUCUUCUGCAUCCAUGUACUCCAUGCAGAAUCAAGAGCUCUGUAAAAUAACGAAGUUCGUUGAAUGAUAAAGCCUCUUUUCGGGCAAAGCAGAGAACAAUCACCAUGUAUCAGUAGUCAGUGCGUUUGGCUUCGGUGAAAUGGUCCACAAUAUUUUCGCAAAUACCGAAUUGGAGGUUCUGCGCUGAAUUGUCACCCUUCCCUGUAUAGUAACACAGCUUGCUGCGCGCACAGCGACUAGGAUUGUGAUGGAGAGAGUCGGGAUGAUUGAAGGCCGACACACUGAUCGCCACGAAGUCUCGACCAAACCCAGUAAAGCAUUGUCUGCUCGUAUAUUGCACAUAGACGACACCACCGGAACCAGACUUGUACUCAACAUCAAUGAGGAACUAGCCCUAAAGAUCAGGAUUUCUUGUGCAAGGAAGAAGGCUGUAUUCACUGCGUCAGUAGCCAAGUGCAGACGAACUGCAUUGGAGAUAGUCAAUGAAAUGUUAUACCGUCAAGGGUGGCGAAUGCACGUCGAAUGGAUGCAGUCAUCGAAUGUGCUGCCAUUCAUCGAGAUACUAAUCGGCACGGAGCCUCCACCUGCCAACACUAAAAUAUUUCUGGAUAUGGAUGACAUUGUGCCGACAACAGUCGACGGUCGCGUGAAACUGGAGCAGAUGCGUGCCAGUGGCAUGCUUUUUACAGUGGAGCAAAUAGUCCUGAACAAGACGGACAUGUCUGUAUGCAUCCAAAGCGCCGUCACUAACUUACAGCAGCGGUACAUGAACGUAGAAAGUGCAAAUCAUGAGGUUAGAGCACGGCUUAAUCAGCUUUCUCCAGCCCUUAAGAGGCGAUUCAGUCAAAUUGAAGUGGAUAUUGGUAUCAUGAAGGCACAGGCCGAUAGCGCCGGGGCACUCAUCCGCUCAGCCCAUGCAGAUCUUUAUGAGCGCAAUGCCGAGUGUGCUAAGUAUGCACAAUCUGUAGCUGCUGUCAUCAGUAUGGCAUCCUCUUCUUCACUGCCUGCAUAUAUACAUUCAACAGUGCAACAGCCGGUGCCCGCAGCAAUAACCAACGCUGGUGCGUCACGUACAAAAGAACCAGCUGAGGGCCAUAGCAGUGCCGCGCCAUAUCUAGAUCAGCGUGCCGCGAAUGCUGGCAGGCCUGCAGUCAAUAGUCAUGCUGCUUCUAAUAUUAAUGCCAACCCAGUGCCUGCUAUUUUGGCCCAUGCUCGCCAGGGACCCCAGUCCCAGCUUCACCAGCAACUGUCCAUUGACCAUCAAUCUCAUGCUGCAUCACAUCAUCAGCAGCAGCAGUACCACUCGACUCUCAGUGGGCAUGCGCCGGACAUGCGAUAUCAUGCACAGCAUAGUCUUGGAGCCAGCCAGCUGAUAGCAGCGGCGGCGGUCUUGCCUUCUGCCAUGUCCCAGCAGAUAACACCAGGUACGCUUAACGUCCCGAGAGAAUCCAUGGCUGUUCCUACGUCGUCAGGUGCAGUACCUGUAACCAUCCCAGCAAGUUCCAGCUCCAUGUCAUUGACUAAUUCUUCGGCAACAGCUACACAAGGUAGAGUAUCUGCUGCUGUGGCUGCAGUGCCAGUACAAGUGCCAGCAGCAGUGGCAACCAGAAUUCAUGCUCGCACUGUCCCGAUUCCCUCCGCUGCUGCAGUAGCGUCAGCAGCGAGUACUGCUAGCAAAGACCUGCCACCUCCUCCUCCAGUAAGUACUGCCUCCUCGUCGUCAUCGUCAUCGUCGUCCUCGUCUUUUGUGCCCGUCGAUUGCGAAGAAGCUAGUUCAGUGGUCUGUGUUGUUCCCGUCAAGAGAUCAACAUUAUCUACUGCUCAAUCUCUCACUGCAUCAGCACUGUCUUCAGCAUCAGCGUCAAGCAGCGGUGGCGGUGGCGGCAUGUCAAGAAAUGCUCUAUGUACGGCGGCCUCUGGUCAGGUACACCAGCAUGAGCUGGUGCUCACACCGCACAGGGCAUCGCGUCCCUACAUGACAGGCAACCGUCCGCCCAUUGCCUGGGCUCCUCCGACUGCUACCCCCGUCGUCGUAGCACCCUCCCCCGCCGCCACCGCCGCCACCACCAUCACCGCGCUGGCAACUCAUGGUGAAGCGUCGCCGCUCAGCGUUACAGCACAGCCGCGCAGUCCUGGCACAGCUGCUGCUGCUGCUCUGCCUAGUCGUACUGCUGCUGCCAGCACUCCAGGGCGCUCAGCUAAUUCUGAGAGCAUUGCACCGGCUCUAACUAGCUCCAUAGGAGAAGGUACAAACACCACGGCUAGUCGACAUGGUGACACGGACAGGAGGGCAGCAACUAACGCCUUGACAAGCGCGCAUCAACGCCUGCAGCAGGAAUAUAAUGCACGUGCUGUUGCUGCCAAUCCUGCUGCUGCGAGGAAAGAUAAAACCGCGAAGAAGAGGAAUAAAUCGCCGUCAUCAUCAAAGCCCGCGUCACCCAACAGCAUUGGUCGAGCUUCACCUGCUAUGCCUGCUGCCGAGUUUCUGGAUGAGGAGCCUGUCACAGUUGAAAUCAAUGUACCUGGAGAUGCCUUUGUUGCAGAGCCAGCAGCAGCUCCUUUGCCUGUGUCAUCAAGGCCAGCGUCAACUGCUAAACGGCGAUUCGAUUUGAAACCGUCGCAACGUGUGUGGGUGCUUGGUUCUGACGACUGGUUUGUGCGAGGCCGGAUUAAGAAAACCAAGAAAAACGAUGUUGGAGCGGAAGAGAUCACCGUUGUUUUGAAUACGGUGAUGUCAGCGCCUGACAGCAUGGCCGGCGUCAGUAAGGGUGGUGGUGGUAUGGUGUCCGAGCUAACGGGAGACAACCUGGAGAUAGCAGUUAUACUGGACAAGAGCGACACGAGCGACCACCUGCUCGCACUGGGAUUGCCAGUUGUCGCGCCGUAUGACCCACUGGCACACAUGUACUCGGGAGUUGUAGCUGAGCCUCCAUGCUCGUACAACCGCAAUCGCUUUCUGAUAUUCUUUGAUGAUGGCCUGGCUCGAUAUGUCCACCAAUCCAAUGUGCAUCCAUUGGUUCAGAAGCAGUUUCCAGAUGAUGAUAGUGACACUGCGAGUAAAGUCUUUUUGGAAAGCUACUUCAGGGAUAUUGUUCGAGGCCUUAACCUACUUAUUGAGUUCCAACCAGGCCAGGAGUUUAAAACUGAGUGGAAUGGCGAUUGGCUAAUGUCAAGGGUGACUAGAAUCGACAGUAGUUUGGUUGAGGUCAAAUACGUCGUUACCAGUUUGACUGAGGCCCAGCCCAACUUUCCGCGCACGGAGUGGCUCCACCGUGGAUCGCCGCGUCUCCAACCUGUCCAAGACGCAAAGGACGUGUUAAAGAAGAAGCCAUGGCGGAAGUUGGACCCGGUGAAAUUUGCCGUCAUGUCAGACACGGUGCGCUACUAUGCAACGUUCUGCACGGCAAACGGACCACGUUCACUUGGCGACGUAUCCCUGGAUCGCGGCUCUGCCAGCGGUAAUGCCCAGGUGUCCGGCGCGAACUCAGCGCCGCAGCAGCAAAGCAAGCGACGGCCAAGAGUGCCAACAGCUGUGGCUGUCGCCGUUGGUGGGAGCGACUCGUCAGCAUCGCCCUCCCCACAGAGCCAGCCACAGUUGAAAAAGCAGGGCUGGCGAAGUCUCGAGCUUAAAGACUACCCGGCCUGGAAGGAGAAACGGGUAUUGAGAAGGCAGAUGAGAGAAGAGAGACGACGGAAGCAGGGCAAGAAAGGCAAGAAAAACGCUAGUAGCACGGCGGAUGAUCCUUGCCAAGAAGCCACCACAGCUGGCACAAGGACGGAGUCUCCACCCAACGGUGAUGAUGUUGAGAGGCGUGCAAAUGAUAGCCGGAUUGCUUCAACUCAUGCCGCAAUAUCCUCCAGUAGUCUUCAUGAUGAACCCAUGAUACCGGAGGUUGACGAGGAUGACAACAGGACGUCUGCCGCGUACAGAGGCAAGAGUCCUCUGCUUGAACACGGCCAUCCUGAUCCAGAACACUCUGAUCUGAACGCUAAUGUUGCCUUUCUCAUCACGGAGGACCCAGAGGCGCUCGGUGUCAAUCUUUUACCAGAUUCGGAUAGCUGUCCGGACGUUCCGUUGCCUCGCUGUCCGGGCGUUCCCUUGCCUCGCUGUCCGGACGUUCCCUUGCCUCGCUGUCCGGACGUUCCCUUGCCUCGCGCUUCAGACAUCCCCUCCGUUACCGUGCGUCCGGCAACGCCGUGCAGUGCAGACGGGCAACGAGAGCAAGGGCAGCAGAGCCCUGUUAGUGAUAGCGACUGUACCAUAGCUAGCCGUGAUGUUAUGGCCGACAAACGUGCCGGCAGCACGGAUCAACACCGACGUAGUGCAUUCACAGCCGUGGCCAAGCUACGCUCGUCCAGUCGCGGGUCUGCUAGCAGUAUGGGUGACUCGGAUCAGUAUUGGGUUUCUGACCCCGAAGACCUUUCUAUGGAUGAAGAAGAGCUCAACGCUGUGUCUGCUUCGAAUGCAAGAUCUGCUGUCCCUGCUCCUAUUUUCUCCCCUCUUCUCACGUCUUCUGGGCCCUCAUCCAGACCUGCCACACCGCCAGUGUCAGAUUCCACACGUCUCCCACAACCCGCUACCAUCUCUACCAUGGUGACUAGCUUCACCAGCUCUACAACCUCCGCCAGUGUGAGUGCUAGUUCCAGUACUAGCUCGAUGCAGUCUUCACACGGGGCCUCUGAUACUGCAUCCCUGCUGCUGGAGAAGUUCAAGCGAAAGUUUCCUGCUUAUGCAUCGCCAUCCGCGCCGGACCCUCAUUCCACACAACCAAAGUCCCUAACAGCACAGCAAGAACAGCAGCAGGACUCUCUGGCAUCAGCGAGUGCAGGCGCGCGUGCGUCUGUUGAUUUGGCGCCAGGGUACUCGCCUGUGGCGAGAGCGGUGGUGCGUGGAGAUAGUGUGACGUGCAAGGACUACUCCGGUGUGCUUCUACCCGUCACCGCUAUCACAGUGGAUGAACAGCGGCUGGCCAAGGACUGCGGUUCACCGGCCUUUCCCGCCGCCACGCCGUCACCUUGCCAGGAGCUGAACAUGCGGCGUGACAUUGCCACCAGUGGCAGCCCCUCACACAAUGAGUUAAACAGUAAACAUGAGUGGCAGCCUGAGGUUGACAUGGAACGGCCGCAGUAUGUUUCUCACAAGUGCAGCGGUAGGUGUGCUAACUGGGAGGUUGUCCCAUCUGAAAUCCUCUACUCAGCCGGCCUCUUUUCUCGACCUCUUCUAGCUGGCUGGAAACGAGAGAAACGCUUGAUCCGGGGUGAUGGCCGACAACUACUCGAACACUGCACGUAUCAGGCGCCGGCACCGUGCUUGCGGCGAUUGCGGAACAUUGAGGAACUUGAACAAUACCUGCACAGGACUGGUACGUCAAACGUGACGAUUGACCAGUUUAGUUUUGACCCGCAGAUCCGUCUUGCUGGCAUUGAUGCGUCUCAUCAGAACCUGGUGUUACUAAGCAGCGACAUCACAGGUGGUAGUGAGAAGCUGCCAAUUCUUGGUAUGGGGCAUAAUCAUACCGUGACUCUUCCUCAAUUCCAGUACUCGCCCAAAGACGUUUACGGCACUGUGCGACCAACUGCCGACCCGGAUUUCCUCGUUUGCUGUGAUUGUACGGAUGGGUGUUUGGACAAGGACAAGUGUGCAUGCCAGAGGCUGAGCAAGGAGGCUUCCAGGAUCAACUCUGUGCAGGAGAACAAUGCAUACGCGUACAGUCAGCGUCGCAAGCUUGCACACACCAUCUCCGCUAUCUACGAGUGUAACUCGCGGUGUAGCUGUUCAUCGACUUGCUCCAAUCGUGUUGUCCAACACGGCCUUCAGCUACGUCUUGUUGUGUACAAUGAUGGCACGGCAAAGGGGUGGGGUAUAUUCAGCUUGGACGACAUACCGAAGGGCACGUUUGUCUGCACCUAUGUUGGCAUGCUGUUGACUGAGGAAGAAGGCAAUGCGACUGGUGCGGUGUGUGGAGACGAAUACUUUGCUGACUUGGAUCAUAUAGAGCAAUGCGGACGUCAGAAGGCGGGCUUUGAACAGUCGGCGGUGGACUUCAGCUAUUCCAGCAGCACCCUGGAACUGUCCAGCUUGACUCCGGCCACGAGUGAGAGUGACGUCCAAUCUGAAUCCGAGUCCCCAUUCAGAUUGGAUGCAGCUCCUACGCGUGCUCUAGCUACACACCCUAGCCCCGAUACUGCUACUGCUGGUGCUGAUUCUGCCCUCGCCGGCAGGCGAACUGUCCCGUGUAAGCGGCCAGCAGGACCCUCUGACUCUAGUACUAGUAGCAACCUGCAACUAGUGCCUGUUUCAACACAGUCACAGUACAGAACGGCCAGCUUCCUCAAGCCAUCCUCCGCUGGCAAUGCCAACGCCGGCGGUGGUCUCUUGUCACGUGAUGCCCGCACACCGUCCUCCAGCAGCAGCUCCAGUGGCAGCACGUUCAGGCGCCGUCAGCCAAUCAAGAGGGCAUGGAUAAAACCCACAUCAACCUCAUCAGAGACGAAUGACGCAUCCUUGACUUCCACUCGGCGAACGGUGUUUGGUGAUGAGGAAGAUGACGUUCCGGCUGCGAAGAAGACAAUGGUAACACCGGCGCGUAUGAUCUCCCCACCGCUGAGCUCCGAUAAUGGUGUGACGCCACCACUGUUGAGCAGCAGUGGAGGGGGUGGCGGUGGUAGUAAAUGCCGACGCACCACUGUCCGUGCCUCGACCGGUGGUAGCCAGUUCUCACAAGGAGGACGCAGCACGCUGGAGCCCAUAGUUAUCGGCGACAGCGACGACAGCUCGGCAGGUUCGCCGCCGCCGCUGGCAUGGCGCAAUGCUUCUGCUGCCGAGUUGCCACUGCCACUACACAUCACUGUCGAUAGAGCAGACGAUGCACAUGACACAUCGAGCGCUGAGCACAACACAUCGGCAGACAACGUCGCCACAUCGCUAUCAAGCGACGGACCCAAGGCUAGUCAAGAGCAGCAGCAGCACUCGCCAAGCGUGAUCUCUGAUGAAGAAGAUGCACCGUUGCUGCGCAAGUACUUUGGUGACCGGCAUCCCGUUAUCCUGGAUGCCAAGAAGAUUGGGAACGUGGGUCGCUUCAUUAACCACUCCUGUGACGCCAACCUGUUUGUGCAGAACAUUUUCAUGGAGACGCACGACCUGCGCUUUCCCACCGUCGCUUUCUUUGCCAUGCGUAACAUUGCGGCGGGCACAGAGCUGACCUGGACGUACGGAUACGAAGUUGGCUCUGUCAAAGGAAAAUACAUGCAAUGCCUGUGUGGUGCGCCAAACUGCAAAGGUCGCCUUCUUUAGCAGACCAUCGUCUGUCUCUGGCCUCCUAUACUGGCGGCGCUGCUUUGUGCCAUGUUCUCUUGAUUUCCUGUGCUGGUUUUUCAAUUAAUCGUCAAACUGGAAAUUCUACACCGAGUAAGUAUUGUUCUUUGCACUGUGGCCUGUGUGGGUGGGUUUAGUAGCUGCAUGCAGUUUACCAACAUGCUUUCACUGCUCCCGCUUGUUGUCGUUCCUUGGUUUUAUGUUGGCUAUCCCGCAGAAAUUCCGAUGAUUUUGCGGGCUCUGGUACGAUGAGUGUGUCCGCCUCUUUUUUUCUUUUCUUUUUUUUUGUCUUGAGCUGAUUCCCUUGAAAGUAUCGAACAAAUCCGCCCCCUCCUCGUCCUCCUCUUCCUCUUCCUACUCCCGUAUUAUGCUCCCAUCUGCCGCCUCUAGUGUGUCCUGUGGCCUGUUUUACUUCGUCGACAGUUUUAUUUUCGCUUUAUUCCCAGGCUGGCUCUUCAGUCUGUGCUCCGCCGAUUCUCUACAAGGUUGAUUCUAUCACCUACAACUCCGUACAUGUAUGUAUACAUCUUCAGUUUUUAUCUUGGCAUGAGUAUAAUUAUUAUAACCCUCAUA